UUGAUCAUCAUUUUUUUAAUAUAUAUUUUCAGGAGUGUUAUAACUUAUUUUGGUAAAAACAUUCCAACUUUAUUGACAUUAGAGUAGCAGUAUACACCUCCGUCCAGCAGGUGGCGGUCUCGGCUGUAGUGUUGUUUGAUCGAUGUCUUGGCGCUGCACGAAGAAGCGCGUUGCUAUUAGCUGCAGAAGCCACAAGCCGACAUCCUUGUUCAAAACAGCCAAACAAAAUAGAUAAGCUCUUUUUAUUAACUCUUUGAUUUGUUCUGUGUUCACAUAAGAUGUAGAAUGACUUUUAGUUAUAUGUCAGCAUCAUUUUAUGGAGCUUUCAGGCCGCUCCGGUUUGGAUAAAUGUGUUAAUGUAGAGGUGGGCGACUCUCUGGUGGACACAUUUAUUGUCUUCUACUUUAUUCUUCCGCAUGAAGCUCCACUCCAGCUAAAUCCACCUGUCGCAUCGAUCAGGCGAUUCCAUCAGAUCAUUUAGUUAAAGUUGCCGGCUGAUAUAACAGAAUCAGUGUUGGUUAGCCUCCGUGCUGCUGGUGGUCUCCUCCCCGCGAUGCUUCCUCCGCUCGUUUGAUGGGGCUGUCGAGGAUCACGAUGCCGCCCAAGAUCCAGCUCCUGGCGGUUCUGGCGUUCGGCGUGGCGAUGCUCCUGAUAGAGAACCAGAUCCAGAGGCUGGACGAGUCCAGAGCCAAACUGGAGCGGACCAUCGCCCGACACGAGGUGGCCGAAGUGGAGCUGCGUCACGGCGACGACGAUGGAAAGCGAGAGGCGGUCCUGGCUCAUGAAGACGACGCUGUCAUCAUCUACAACAGAGUUCCCAAGACAGCCAGCACCUCCUUCACCAACAUCGCCUACGACCUCUGCGGGAAGAACCGCUUCCACGUCCUGCACAUCAACACCUCCAAGAACAACCCGGUCAUGUCUUUACAGGACCAGGUGCGCUUUGUUCAGAACGUCAGUGCGUGGAGAGAAAUGAAGCCCGCCUUCUACCACGGCCACGUGGCUUAUCUGGACUUCUCAAAGUACGGCGUGACGCGUAAACCCAUGUACAUAAACGUGGUGCGUGACCCCAUCGAGCGCCUGGUGUCCUACUACUACUUCCUCCGCUUCGGAGACGACUACAGGCCGGGCCUCCGGCGGAGGAAGCAGGGAGAUAAGAAGACGUUUGACGAGUGUGUGUCGUCGGGGGGAUCCGACUGCGCUCCGGAGAAACUCUGGCUGCAGAUCCCCUUCUUCUGCGGUCACCACGCCGAGUGCUGGAACGUGGGCAGCAAGUGGGCCCUGGAGCAGGCCAAGUACAACCUGCUGAAUGAGUUUCUGCUGGUGGGAGUAACGGAGGAGCUGGAGGACUUCGUCAUGAUCCUGGAGGCGGCUCUGCCACGCUUCUUCAGAGGAGCCACGGAGCUCUACCGAACCGGUAAGAAGUCCCACCUGAGGAAGACCACGGAGAAGAAGCCGCCCACCAAAGAGACGACAGCCAAGCUGCAGCAGUCCGACAUCUGGAAGAUGGAGAACGACUUCUACGAGUUCGCCCUGGAGCAGUUCCAGUUUGUGCGAGCGCACGCCGUCCGGGAGAAGAACGGCGAGCUGUACGUGCUCGCCCAGAGCUUCUUCUACGAGAAGAUCUACCCCAAAGCAAACUGAAAGCGGAGAACCCGAUCUGCUGCAGGUUGGAGAGAAGAAUGACUUUUUAUCUUGUUCUCCAUUUUAGUCGCUGGUGAAGCUAACAAGAAAACUAAACCUGUACUGUGAAGAAUCGAGAAGACAGGAAGGAGGAGUGUUGUUCUCUUUCCAGAGAAAGACUUGUUAGAGUUCACCGACGACAGACGGUCUGCAGCAAACUCUAAGGACCAAAAGAGACUAACCGUAGCAUCCUCCGGUGCGUGACCUGUAUUUCUAUUGAAGUCUGGAUUCUGACAUGUUUUACAUGGAUCAGUGUUUCAUCCUGCGGAUCACCUUCUCCUCCAGGAAAGGACCCAUAAUGUGUGUCAACAGGGUUAUUCCACUGCACUGACAGUGCCUUGAUUCUAGUAGUUUCUACGCUGAUUUCACAGUCGCGUUUCUGUGUUUCCUCCUAAAUCUCUAUGGAGCUAAAUGGGGCCGAUAUUAUUUGAAACCCAAAUCAAACAACUUAAAAAAAAUAUUGCUGUUUGGCCAAAAAACAUUUCAAAAUGUCUGAAAAUUUUUGCCAUUCUGAAAUAAACAU
Messenger RNA from Oryzias melastigma (Indian medaka), 2206 nucleotides. RefSeq names its product heparan sulfate 2-O-sulfotransferase 1. The record is from RefSeq and is a predicted model, not a curated record. Gene Ontology annotation, molecular function: heparan sulfate 2-sulfotransferase activity. Gene Ontology annotation, cellular component: membrane. The coding region runs from base 574 to 1644 and encodes 356 amino acids. Lineage: Eukaryota; Metazoa; Chordata; Actinopteri; Beloniformes; Adrianichthyidae. The transcript is spliced from 7 exons.